Hydra vulgaris (swiftwater hydra) is the source of this 3412-nucleotide messenger RNA. Its product is annotated as 52 kDa repressor of the inhibitor of the protein kinase. Gene Ontology annotation, molecular function: protein dimerization activity. The record is from RefSeq and is a predicted model, not a curated record. Lineage: Eukaryota; Metazoa; Cnidaria; Hydrozoa; Anthoathecata; Hydridae.
ACACCAAUAGACGUCCCCAAUAUUAUUUUAUUUUAUUAUUUAUCUUUAUAUUUAAUUUAGUUUUCAAUAUUUAAUUUCUAAAUACUCGGUUUCUUUUAUAAAAAAACACUGCCGGACGUCCCUUCGUUAAUACACCCUGAAAUACAUGUCUUAUUCCUAAUAUUUAAAAUGUUGUUUAAUGUUAAAAAUUCAAGCAUUUAUUUGUGUGUUCGAGUAUUAAUUUAAAAUGUCACUCAAUCAAGAAGUUAAAAACAUUAUGCUACAAAAUGAUGAAACAAAAUUGAUCGCUUUGAAAGAUAUAUUACAAAAAAAUAUUAGUUCUUGUAAUAAUACGAUUCUUGUCGACUCUUUCGAAGAAGAAAAAACUCUUAAAAAUUUUGAAAUCUAUCUGCCAAAGAGUUUUAAAGAAAAACAUAAUGGCAGUUAUGUUGUUUUAAGGUCUCAAUCAACUGGAAACUGUCUGUACAGUUCUAUCUCCUUACGUCUUACUGGAAAUAACUGUAUAGUUAACGAUUUAAGAUUACAGACCUCAAUUGAGCUAUUCUUAAAUGCCGAGUUUUAUUCUAACCAUCCAACUUUUCAUUAUGCUUUUAUUAACAAUACUAGCUCUUUUCUUUGCUAUGAUAACAUUCUUCCUUUAUCAGUAUCACUAAAUUCUUUGGAUUCUGGAAAAAAAAGUAAAGAUUUAGUUCAAGAAGAAGCUAUUAACAAUUGUAACAAUGAAAACUGGUCUUCUUUCCUUUGUAUUCUUGCAUUAUCAAGUGUUUGCAACAAGAAAAUAGAAUGUUUGUAUCCAGAUUUUGGUCUACAGAAGUAUAAAAUUUUAUUCAGCUCAACUAUUUUACCUCGUAUAACUUCCUUAAACACUAUUGAGUCUUUACAUCUCCUUUUUUGUUAUGAAGGUGUAUUAAAUGAUUUUUCCGCUCCUUUUCAACACAACCAUUAUACCCCUGUGAUAAUAAAAGAAAACUUAAAACGAAAAAAUUUAAACAAAAGCUGCAAAAUGUUGCAGACUAAAAUAAAAUUUUAUUUCGAGACCAAACAUCAAGAUAAUAACUAUUCGUUGGACAAUUUAAAAAGUAAACCAAUGGAAGUCUCUAGUCAACCCCCAUUAUCAUUAUCAAAUUUUAGUAAAAUUACAUGUUGCGAAUCAUUUUCUUUACCUUCCAAUAAUUAUGAUAUUGGUUAUUUGGUUUCUAACUAUACUAGUUAUUCAAGUAUUGCAAAAACCUUGAGUAAUUCUGAACUUCAACAUUUAGUUAAAGAUGUUUUUGUACCUUGUAAAACAUUUUCUUUUCCUAAAAAUCUUAAUGGGCGAAGUUUUCAAUUUAUGUGGAUAGAAAAAUUUCCAUGGCUCACAUAUUCGAAAAUAUUCGAUGGAGCCUUUUGUUUGCCAUGUGUACUUUUUGGGUGUAAUUUUCCAUCUGAAUGUAGUUUAGUCGAAAGAUUAUUUUGUAAGCCUUUUGAUCGCUGGAAUGAUGCUUCUCGUUACUUUCAGAAACAUGCAUUUGGCAAAAACAAUAAUAAGUCUGUCUGCAGAAAUAAAGGCUUACAUGUAAAAACUGCUGAAGUUUUAUUUUCAUUGUCGUCGAUUUGGUCUUCUAAAACAGAAUCAAUAGAUAUUACAUCUCAAAAAAUAGUUCAAUCACAGGUUUCUAAAAACCGACAGUUAUUACAACCAAUUAUUGAAACAAUUAUUCUCUGUGGACGUCUUGGUCUUUCUUUACGAGGCCAUAGAGACAAUUCAGAGUUUCAUCCUGAAAAUAGUGAGUCUUUUAAUCAUACUGUUGGAAAUUUUAUUGAAUUAUUACAUUUUCGUGUUAAAGCUGGUGAUAAAGUUCUUGAAGAUCAUCUUAAAUAUCAUCAACAAAAUGCUUCUUACAUAUCUAAGACAUCACAAAAUCAGUUAAUAAGGUGUUGUGGAGAAGUUAUUACUGACACAAUAAUAGGAGAAAUUAAAAAUUCUAAAUAUUUUUCUAUUAUUGCUGAUGAAGCUUCUGACAGUUCAAACAAAGAACAGCUAUCAUUAGUUAUACGGUUUGUUGAUUCAAAGUUUAAUAUAAGAGAAGAAUUUAUCAGUUUUUUACAUUGCACAAAUGGUGUUACUGGUCAAGGAUUAUUUGAUAUUUUGUUAAAAAGUAUUUCAGAUUUUUCUUUAGAUAUAAUGAAUUGCAGAGGACAGUCAUAUGAUGGUGCUGGAGCAAUGGUUGGUCACACCAAAGGAUUGUCCUCUCGUAUUUUAAUUCUAAAUGAAAAAGCUACAUUUGUUCAUUGCUAUAGCCAUAGGCUUAAUUUAGUUAUUUGUGGCUCGUGCAAUGUGCAAUAUGUCAAGAAUCUUCUUUAAAAAAAUUAAAAGAUGUUUGCAGAACACGUUGGGUGGAAAAAGUAAAUGGUUUAGAUACUUUUCAAGAACUUUUUAUUCCUUUGGUCUCUUGUCUUGAAGAAAUGUCUUUAAAUGCCAAUAAGAGUUUUAAUCAUUCAACAGCUUCUAGUGCAUCAUCCCUUCUGAAACUAAUUACAGGUUUUGAUUUUAUUGUUGCUAUGUGCAUAACAAGAAAUGUGUUUGACUUAACUCUUCCCAUAACGCGAAUGUUGCAGUCAAAGAGUAAUGAUAUUUAUGAUGGUUUGAAUCUUAUUCGGGCGUUAAAAGAUGUUGUGAUUUCACUUAGAAAGAUCGUUGAUCAACACCAUAAAAUGUGCUAUGAACAGGCUUUAAAAAUUGCACAAAGUAUUAAUGUAGCUGAAGCAAAGCCAAGAACUUCAUUUAUUUCCAAAAACAGAGAUAAUACUCCUUCUGAAUCUAUUUCUGAUUAUUUUAAGUUAGUUAUCACGAUUCCUUUAUUAGACCAUCUAAGUGUGGAACUAGACACAAGGUUUGAUGAUACUACCUUAAAAUGUUAUAAAGCACUUGUGCUAGUUCCUACAAAAAUGAUUUCAGUAGUGCAAUGUUCUCAUGACACCAGUUGGAAAGACUCCAUCAUAUCUUUCAGUGACUUUUACGCAACAGACUUACCGAAUCCGCUUGCUUUGUCUGGUGAGCUUGAUUUAUGGGAAGCCUUCUGGUUAAAUUUUGAAGGAGAUGUCCCUUCUAAUAUUUCCGAGACGUUAAAAGCGAUAAAUUUUCCUGGUUUUGAAAACAUAAAAGUUUGUCUUAAGUUACUUGCUACCUUUCCAUUAACUUCAUGUGAGUGGUAGCGGACAUUUUCUUCACUUCGGCGCCUAAAAAAUUAUAUGCGAAGCACCAUGGUUCAGGACCGUCUAAAUGGUUUAGCAUUAAUGAAUAUUCAUUCAGAAAUAGUUAUAGAUAUCAAUAAAGUCAUUGAUAAGUUUGCCACUAAUAAUCGUAGAUUAACUUUCAAAUAAAUAUAAAAUAUAUUUAAAAAAAAAAUUUUUUUAAUAAAAAAAUGCAAAA